Messenger RNA from Parnassius apollo (apollo), 258 nucleotides. The record is from the annotation of a GenBank genome assembly. NCBI's taxonomy places the organism in Eukaryota, Metazoa, Arthropoda, Insecta, Lepidoptera, Papilionidae.
AUGAUAGGACCGAACUUCUUCGGCAUUUUCUGGCCAGGACGCAACGAUGGCGUCGGCUUCGAGAUUGUCUUGGUUGAGACACUUGAGACACCACCGCCACAGUUAGCCACUUCCCCGGAGCUGUCGAAGUAUGACAAGCUGUCAAAAUGCGACAUCGAAUACGAUGUGGCGGUGUUCAGACGAUGUGACCAUCCCCUUCGCCACUCGCAAGCCCGACAAUAUUUGCAUUGUUGGAGGAUUUGCGGAUACAUGUGUUAA